AUGGUGUCCCGUACCGUACUCACCUUUCUUCUCUUGAUCCCACUCGUGAUCAGCCUCAAAGUAGACCCUUCAUCCCUCCGGACAAAUGCCCUCAAAAGCCCAAUCUCCGUCAACAACCCCAUCCGCCUAAGCUGGCAGCUCACAUCAUGCAGGCGCAACUCGACCCAAACAGCCUAUCAAGUCCAAACGUCUCACUCGCAAGACUUCUCGCCUUUCCUCUGGGAAUCCAACAAAUCCGCAUCCCCGGACCCUUGGGCGCCCUACACCGGCCCGGCACUGCCCUCCCGCUCGGCAAUCUUCUGGCGCGUCCGGGUAUGGGACGGAGACGACAAAGCAUCGGAAUGGAGUCCCGCGGCCACCUUCGAGGUGUCCUUGUUGCAAGCUGAAGACUGGGACGCGGAAUGGAUCACAAACCCCGACUUCAAGACGGGAAGGACGUCGCUCCCGCGCUUCGCCAAGACUUUCGACGUCUCGUGCGCCGCGCAGAAGGCAAGACUCUACAUCAUCGGCCUGGGCCUCCACUACCCGCUCCUCAACUCCGUCAAGGUCGGCUCGGACGUGCUGUCCCCGGGCUACGCCACUCUGAACAAGACCAUGCCGUACUCGACCUACGACGUCCUCGAACAGCUGCGUCCCGGACGUAACGUGCUGGCGGUCGAGCUCGGGAAGGGGAUCUACGACAACACGGCGCCGCUGCUGGGACGGUACACAAAGUUCAAGCAGGCGCCUAGGGAGUUGAUGCUGCUGGCCCAGUUGGAGUAUACCUGUGAUGACGGGACUGCGGAAAAGGUCGCCACGGACGAGUCCUGGUUGACGAGCGUUGAGGGCCCCUGGAUCGAGGCGCAUUGGUAUGGAGGCGAGGAGUUUGAUGCGAGGAAGGAGACGAAUUGGACCGGGAUCGAUGAUGAUAGGUCCUCGUGGAAGAACGCAAGUGUCGCAGUUCCUCCGGCGGGCAAACUCGUCAGCCCGAGAUCCCCGCCGCUGGAAGUCACAGAGACCAUCGUCGCGAAGUCAGUGUACCAGGCAAACAACGGCCAAUGGAUAUUCGACCUAGGCACAAACAUCGCCGGACAAUUCACCCUCCAGAUCCAAAACCAAGGCGCGAAAGAAGGCACCCGAAUCGCCUUCUACCCAGGAGAAACCGCCUCCGCCGACGGCAUAUCCCAAACCUCCUCCGGAUCCCCCAUCUUCGACGCCUACACCCUCUCCUCCUCCCCCUCCCAAUCCUACACCCCGCGCUACCUCUACCACGGCUUCCAGUACCUUGGCGUAAACCUCACCUGGACCCCGACAGCCUCCGACCUCACAGCCCAUGUCAUCCGCGCCGCCAACGAACCGAUCCUCGAAGUCGAGACGAGCAACACCCUCUUCAACUCCAUCCACGAGCUCGUCGACCGCAGCAUCAAGGGCAACAUGCACUCCGUCCUCACGGACUGCCCGCACAGGGAGAAGUACGGCUGGCUGGAACAGGACCACCUCGUCUUCGACCCGCUGGUCGCGGGCUACGACAUGCAGGCCUACCUCGACGACCUCGUGCACACCAUCGCGGACGCGCAGGCCGCCGACGUGCCGGGCCUCAUACCCGACAUCGCGCCCGAGUACGGCGCGCCCAUGGGCGGCGGGUACAGGAACGAUCCGAACUGGGGCAGCGCCGUGGUCCUCGUGCCGCUGAAGGCGUAUAAGCAGUACGGCGACAUCGAGAUCUUGCGGAAGAGGAGGAGGGAGAUGGUGGAGUACGUGGAUUACCUCGUCCGCAGGGCCGGCGGGAAUAUGUUUCUGGACGAUGGCGGGUUGGGAGAUUGGCUGGCGCUGGACACGAGCACGCCCAAGGGCGCGGCGAGCACGUUCGGGUUCUGGGGGGCUGUGACCGGGAUGGCGGAGGUUGAGGGGUUCUUGGGAAACGACGAGGAGCAGGCGAGGUAUGCGGAGCUUGCCAAAGGCAUUCAGGCGGGGUUUCACGGGAGGUGGUUCAACAACAGCGAGGUGGGAUACUGCAAAGGGUCGCAGGGUUGCAACUCAUUCGCCUUAGGCAUGGGCGCCGUACCGGAGGCCAUCCGCCCCAACAUCCUCGACGCGAUCGUGAGGGACGCAGAACGUAGGGGCUGGGCGCUCAGCGCGGGCGAGAUAUCGCUCCCGUCCAUGUUCGACGCGCUCCGCGACGCGGGGCGGAACGACGUCAUCUACGAGAUCAUGCGCAACGACGAGGCCUGGGGGUACGGGCGGAUGGUGCGGGAGGGCGCGACGUCGCUGUGGGAGCACUGGGACCUGCCGGUCACGGGCGGCUCGCGGAACCACUUCAUGUUCGGGUACGGGGACGCGUGGAUUCUGGGGCUGAGCGGGUUGCGGCGGGCGCCGGGGGCCGUGGGGUGGGAUGAGGUUCUGUUUGAGCCUGUUGUGGUUGGCGAUUUGGGGUUUGCGGGGACGAGGGUUUUGACGCCCAGGGGGGUUGCUGCGGCGAGGUGGGAACGGGAUGGGGAGGUGAUCACGUAUGUUAUUGAGGUUCCUGUUGGGAGCACUGGGGUGGUGAAGAUGCCUGCUGUCGAAGUCAAGGAGGGCGGGGAGGAUGUUGACGGACGGAAGGGGGCUUUGGAGGUUGUGGAGGAUGAGAAGGGGACGAGAGUUGUUGUUGGGUCUGGGAAGUAUUCUUUAACGGGCAAGUUGGUGUUGUAG
Molecule: messenger RNA, 2670 nt
Organism: Colletotrichum karsti
Lineage: Eukaryota; Fungi; Ascomycota; Sordariomycetes; Glomerellales; Glomerellaceae
Product: putative alpha-l-rhamnosidase protein
Exons: 2
Coding region: 1-2670 (889 amino acids)
Biological process (GO): carbohydrate metabolic process
Source: RefSeq, a predicted model, not a curated record